Cyphellophora attinorum is the source of this 1851-nucleotide messenger RNA. Its product is annotated as Sterol 3-beta-glucosyltransferase UGT80B1. The record is from RefSeq and is a predicted model, not a curated record. Gene Ontology annotation, molecular function: UDP-glycosyltransferase activity. Lineage: Eukaryota; Fungi; Ascomycota; Eurotiomycetes; Chaetothyriales; Cyphellophoraceae. The coding region runs from base 1 to 1851 and encodes 616 amino acids. The transcript has a single exon.
AUGCCGUGGUCGCCGACACGAUUCUUCUCGCAUCCUCUGGCCAACGUGCAGAACACAACGACAGAUCCAAAGCUCGCCAAUUACUUAUCAUUCAGCUUGGUCAACGCUUUGACGUGGCAAGGGCUAGGCGAUAUCAUCAACGGCUUCCGACAGCAAACCUUGGGCCUCGAGCCUGUGCCCUUGACGGAGGCACCCUUUCUCCUCGAGACGCUGAAGAUCCCGUACACAUAUUGCUGGUCGCCUGGUCUCGUACCGAAGCCCAAAGACUGGCAAGACCACAUCGAUGUCACUGGGUUCAUCUUCCGCGGACUACCAGAGUACGCCCCGUCAGAUGAUCUCGCCUCCUUCCUCAGCAAUGGUCCUGCGCCAUUUUAUGUUGGCUUUGGAAGCAUAGUGGUCGAGAAGCCCGAGGUCUUGCUCCAGACGAUACUGGAUGCUGUCAAGAUAGCUGGUGUUCGAUGCAUCAUCAGCAAAGGUUGGAGCUCGUUAGCGAGCGACGAACUUCCUGACAGCGUUUUCUCAAUAGGCGAAUGCCCACACGAGUGGCUUUUUACACAAUGUUGUGGGCUUGUCCACCACGGAGGUGCUGGAACUACGGCCGCAGGUUUGCUCGCCGGCAAGCCGACAGUGAUCGUCCCAUUUUUCGGCGAUCAACCUUUCUGGGGUGACAUGGUGGCCUCUGCCGGAGCCGGACCAUCCCCAAUACCUCACAGCUCUCUGAAUGCUGAGAGACUUGCCGAAGCGAUGCGAUUCUGCCAGUCUCCCGAGGCGACUGCAGCGGCAGCGAAGGUCUCUGAGACGAUGAAAGCCGAGAACGGCGUACAAACAGCUGUAAAUAGCUUUCACCGUCACUUGGACCCAGACAGGCUCAAAUGCGAUCUCCUACCGAACCUGCCAGCCUUGUUCAAAGUCCGGAAGCCGAAGCAGGGCUCGAUUUGGAAAGGAAAGAGUGCGUCAAAACCAGCCAAGAUCUCUGGUCUCGCGGCAGAGAUCCUCCUCAAGGCUGAGAAGAUCCAGCAGAAGGACCUAACGACAUACAAAGCGAAAUCCAUCACGAUAGAAAACAGAAGAUACGACCCCUUGUCAGCACCUACUUCAGCAUUGCUCGGCUUCGGUGUUGACUUUGUGACCAACACUAACGAGCUGUGGUACGCCCCAUACAAAAUGCACCAGCGCCAGAAGACGACGAGUUCGGCAGCAUCAGUCAGAUCGUUACAGACCGCCACAGCGAGCACCACCGUCGAGGACCGAGACCACGACACACUCUCAACGUACUCUGACCCAGAAGAAGGGUCUUCGAAGCGUUCCACAAGCAAGUUCAGCCGCAACACUCGCUCGACCGCAAAGUACGCUGGAUCAUCGGCUACUGCAAUGGGACGCUUGCUCGGCGUGGCUACCAAGGGCACGCUUGUCGACGUUCCACAAUCGCUUACGGAGGGCCUGCGUGCAACACCGCGACUCUACGGCGAGAAAGUCAAGGAUCACCAACCGAUCACUGACUGGAAGUCGGGGUUCAAAGUAGCGGGCAAAGACUUUGCUGUGGGAAUGUCCACUGGAGUGGUCGACAUCUUUGUCCAGCCUGUGAAGGGUGCCCGAGAGAAUGGAGCAAAGGGCUUUGCUGCUGGGGUUGCUAAAGGUUCUAUGGGGAUGUGGACAAAGACGGGCUAUGGAAUGCUUGGGCUUUGGUCCCACUCCGCGACCGGCGUGUGGAAGAGUAUACACGCUGCUUCACAUUCGAGCGCAAGGAAUGACAUUUUGAGUAGGAAAAGGGUCCAUGAUAUCUACUUCUCGCAGGAGGAGGGCGAGAGAGUGGACGAGGAGGCCGUCAUAAGGGCGUUCGACGCUCUGUGA